AUGGGUCUUCUCCUCAAGAUUGUCGCCGUGUCUUUUGCUGCACUUACUGCGGCGAACAGUGAGUAAAAGUUACAGAAUUUUGAUUUUUGAAGGUUUCAGAAAUUUGCGCUUUAUUAUUACUUUGGGUUAAGUUUCAGAAUUUCGAUUUAUUUAACAAUAAACUUCAAGUUUCUUCAUUCUUCUUGUAAAAUACCGAAUUUCCAUCUUUUCUCUCAACGACGCUCCCACAUUUACAUGUUAUUACAAUUCUCUAAUGUGAGAGAAAAGAGACGCAGCAACGUCAGACGGUUUUAUGCCCCAACAGAAAGGGUAUUCUCUCUUAAAUAGGAAAUAAUGUUCUUGAAAAUUCUCAACCUUUUUUUUCUUGUCUAACAUUUUCUAUUUCGAAUAUUGAAAAGGUAUUGCAAGUUUGAGAUUCUUUUGGAAUUGUCGAAUUUUCUGAGAAGCGUACAUCAAGAUUAUUACCUGAUAUCUUUUUUUCAAAAUGAAUGAAAAAAAGUAUAAAAAAAGGGGACUUUUGACCAAGUUUGUCUUCUUUAAAUUUUUAAUUCUGAACAAAAACAAAAAAAGCCCCCCAUAGGGACUACUUACGAUUUUUUUCCCUUUCAGUUUGCACUGACAACACUGGUCACUGGUCUUUUUGCAAUUGACGACGGAGUUACCGACUUUUUAUUAUGGCGGAGUCAAGCUCAACAAGCAGUGAGUCAGAAAAAUAAUAUUUUCAAGAGAAUUACAAAAAUUAAAGGUACUUCUGCUUCGAAGGAUGCUUGAACACGGCCACGGCUGUUCAAAACUACAAGGUUUGUGAUUUUCUGAAAAACUUUUCAAAGUUAAACCGUUUCACUUGAAUUUUACCCCUAUAAGGAGCAACUAACCCCCCCUUAAAGGGACUGCUUCUCGUCCUAAUCCCUACUUAAAAAAUUCCAGAGUAGCCCCUAUAGGGACCGAAAAAGUGUUCCCUAUAGGGGUAAAAUCAAGGUCGUCCCUAUAAGGGUCUUUCAAAUUCAUUCGAAAAACGCUUAUUUGUUGAAUUUUUCGCAUAGAGUAAAUAAAAAUUAUCGGCUAUCAUGUUCCCCUAUAGGGACCACUCUGGAGUUCUCAAGUAAAUUUAUGUAGUAGCCACUUUUUGAAAAGGAAAUUCCAUGAACUGAACGAUUUAAAAAACCUCAUCAAAAUCUGCAAAAGUUUUGGCGAAUUUUGAGCUUCACAAUAAAAUUAUUCUUUUCUGUAUAAAAAAAACCCUUAUAAAGAUUUUAUUAGAAGAGAAAAUUUUCAAGGUACAACUUUCUACCGGAAAUCAAUUCGUCGAAAGAAUCCGAAGACGCGAGGAGAUCAUCGCGAAAUUCGCUCUACCGGGUUCGUUUUAGCAGAGAAAUAGGCAAGCAAACCGGAGGUUGCUGAGCAUUUCUGGGGUUCACUUAAGGGUGCUAAAGACCGCUUAAGGUAUCACUAGAAAUGGAAGGUCCGAGGCACGUUCGGUCUGCGUUAAAGAGGUCCGAAAAGGCUCAAAAGUCUCAAAAAUCGAGCUCUUGAAAACUGAAAUGUAGAAAAUUCGCUCCCAUGAACCAUGAGUCAAAUUAGCUGAUAUUCGGCCCUUAAUCGUCUUUAUGAGGAGUUUUGAUCCAGCUAAAGAAGUACUGGAAGGAGUUCAAGUGAUCAUUUUAAGGCUCCAACUUUUGGAGAGGUUCAACUGAUCAUUUUAGGAUCCCAACUAUUGGAGAGGUUCAAGGGAUCAUUUUAGGAAUGCAUGACUUUUCAAACACCGUUUUCCGCUAGAAGCUCAUACGUAGUACUUUUUAUUAGUUUCUUCUAAAACUGUCUGUCUUCAUUUGAUUUUUUAUUCACUAACUUUAUUGAAGAACUUAUGAGCAUCACUAAAAAAACUGAGAUCUCUUCAAUUGUUCAAAAACUGAAUAAAGUAAUAAUAAAAUGAAAAUGAUUAUUCUUUCAAAUGCACUUUCUUCUUUUCCAACGUUUCAAAACCCUCUUAAGUGAUCCCUAGAAGUUUUAAGAAACGCCCGGUUUCUUUUUUAUAAUUUCUAGUGGUCACAUUAGCGACAUUAGCGAUCUUAAAUGAUCCCAAAACAUCUCGGAAAUGCCCGGGGCGUAUCCCGUUCGCGUUACCAAGGUGCGAGUAAGUAGAAAUUAUGUUUCAGAUGACCCGAACGCGCAAAGUUGCAUCGACCCGGUGUUGAGACAGGACGUCGGCAGCGCAAUCAAUAAGACAACUCGCCACGAUUGCAAGGUUUUUUUUGUUGAUAAGAUAGGAAAAAUAUAUAAAAAGAAGUCAGAGUUUGUAAAAGGGGUGCAAGCGACCUUUUAGGGGACUUACAUUAGGGGUUUGAGUUUCUAAUAAGGUGGGAAAAAUCUCUAUCUUUAAAGCAUCUUUCUCUCACCUAUUCAAGGAAAAUGAUUUUUGUCGGCUUUUUUUCUUUUUUUCCGCUGCUCAUUAUGGUUAUCUCAUAACUUUUUUAUCUUUUUGAAAAUAAAUUUUCUCAUAAAAAGUUCUGAAAAACCGCUAAGAAGAUUUUGAAGGUCUUCUAUUCAAAAAAACUCCUUUUCGAGCAUUUUUGCGUUUUUCCCCUGUUCCAAAAGGAUGAAUUUCUAAAAAAGCCGAAAACAACAGAAAAUGUAAGGUUGAAUAUAUUUUAAACAAAAAUUUAACGAUCUGAAUGUUAUUGAACAAAGGUAACUUGCGCUCCACGGCUAAUAUUCAAAAAUUCACUAAAUUGAUGAAAAAAGUUUUUUUGAGCACGUUUUUAUUGAAAUGGAAAGUUGAUGAAGAGCUUCGAAUUCCAAAAAAACUAGGCAUAAAUAUUGGCCGCAAUAAAUUCAAAGCAAAAAGCGCUCCUCCUCAAAAAAAUUGACUUGCAGGUUCGAAAAAAAUUUGGAUUUUUGAUUCAGCCUUUUUUUAAAUAGAAAGUAUCAAUAGUUUUAUUUUUAUUCACCUCAAGUUCUUUGACGAAAAUAUUUUUAAAGAUUCUGACAUGGCAAAGUUGGAAGGGUCGAAAAAAGCUCCUUUUUUGUUCCUUUUUGCGUGAUUUCAUCGGCUUUUAUGCAGCAUUUUUGCUGCCUCUCCCUUUUCCCACCAUUUCCUGAGCCUUUAAAAUCUUAGCAACAAUGGAAGGCUCGAAAAAGGGACUCAAUUUAAUGCCUUUCUGCGGCCUUUUUUGAGCCUCUCCCUUUUAGCGCCCAUUAUCCACCAUUCCGACUUUGCCCGUGUAGUUUGAUCUUUCAAGCUUAAAAUGUUGACCUUUUCGAUGAAGAUAUUAAGUCUAAGUUCGUUCUAAAUACUUUACUGGAAGCUAAUUUUGAUUUUUUUUUUUUUUUGAUCGAAGGAAACUGUUAUUCAAUCAAUUUUUUUGAGGGAAUCAUCAACACCCUGGCUCUGAAUUUGAACCGUCCCGGCUGGGCUUACAUCUGCGUCAAGUUCAACUCUUUUGGCGUUGAUUCGAUCGUUGCGGUUGGUAUUAUUCGUUUUUCUUACUUUCGGAAGCAUUACAAAAAUAUUUUUUUCGGAAUCAACAAAAAAAUUUCUUGAUUUCCAGGACAAGAACUUCUGCGACUACGACGCCUUCCUCCAAGGCGAAAUCUUCAACGUCCGUUUGGCCAAGAUCGACAUGUCUUGA
Molecule: messenger RNA, 3629 nt
Organism: Caenorhabditis auriculariae
Lineage: Eukaryota; Metazoa; Nematoda; Chromadorea; Rhabditida; Rhabditidae
Source: the annotation of a GenBank genome assembly